This is a messenger RNA of Letharia lupina, 555 nucleotides long. RefSeq lists its product as uncharacterized. NCBI's taxonomy places the organism in Eukaryota, Fungi, Ascomycota, Lecanoromycetes, Lecanorales, Parmeliaceae. The transcript is spliced from 3 exons. Bases 1 to 555 code for a protein of 184 amino acids. The record is from RefSeq and is a predicted model, not a curated record. Gene Ontology annotation, molecular function: acireductone dioxygenase [iron(II)-requiring] activity.
AUGAAGGUCUACUAUCACGACAACCAGCCUGGCGAACCCCACCUCCCACACAACUCAGGCACCGAGCUUUCGCCCACAACCCUCUCAGAGCUUGGGGUUCUUUAUUAUUCCUUCCCACCAUCAUCCCCUGAUUCUGCCUCCCUUGUCGAAGACGUUGCUACUUCCCGCCAUUAUACAAAUCGAGAUGAGAUUAGUAGUUCUAAGCUCAUUGCGAGCGUCGGUCCCGCAGCCUAUGAGCAGGUCUUGAAGACGUUCUUCACCGAGCACAUGCACGAAGACGAGGAGAUUCGCUACAUACUCAAGGGCAGCGGGUAUUUCGAUGUUCGAGAUGCGGAUGAUAAAUGGGUCAGAAUCAAAGCUGAGACGGGUGAUUUCCUUGUGCUACCUGCUGGAAUCUACCAUCGAUUCACUCUUGAGGAAACUAACGAUAUUGAUAUGAUGCGCCUUUAUCAGAAUGCGCCUAAAUGGGCAGCCUUAAAUCGGAAUGAAGAAACAGAGGCCAAUCAGUAUCGUAAGGACUACUUGCUCGCAAGAAGUAAGGGGCGCGUGACUUGA